GUUUAGAGCAUUGUUUCUACACACUUUUAUUUAUGUACAGCAGGAAGAGGUGAAGAGCAGAGCUCCAAAUGAGGUGCAGAAAAAGAGAGAGGAAGGAUUACACACCUGUCCUAUUUAUGUGCCUUUCCUAACUCUCGAUCCAAAGGUGAAGAUGCCUGUAAAUGGAAAUCGCUCUUUAAAGUUACAGUUUGGUCUAAUCAAUCAUGAGGGACGCUACCUUACUGCAGAAAACUUUGGGUUUAAGCUGAAUGCAUCAGCUCCAAGCCUGAAGAAGAAGCAAAUAUGGAUUCUAGAGCAAGACACCCAGGAGACUCAAGUGGUGUAUUUGCGCAGUCAUCUGGGACGCUACUUGGCUUCUGACAAGGAUGGCAAAGUCACCUGUGAGGCAGAUGGCCAUAAUUCAGACUGCCGCUUCCUCAUUGUGCCACAGUCAGACGGCCGCUGGGCUCUUCAGUCUGAGCAAUACCUCCGCUUCUUUGGUGGCUCUCGGGACUACCUGUCUUGCUUCGCACAGAUGAUCACAGAUGCUGAGCUCUGGGCUGUGCACCUGGCUUUACAUCCGCAAGCCAACUUGCUGUCUGUCGCCCGUAAACGUUAUGCCCACCUCUCCCCAGAGGAUGGGGAAAUCGCUGUGGACAGGAACAUUCCAUGGGGUGUAGAAGCUCUCCUGACUCUCGUCUACCUGGAUGGAAAAUACUACUUGAAGACUUGCGAUAGACGCUUCCUCAGCAGUGACGGGAAACUCCUGAAAGAAUAUGGGAGGGCCACAGCAUACACACUAGAGCUAAAGUGUGGGAAGCUUGCCUUUAAAGACUGCGAGGGAAAGUACUUAUCUCCCAUGGGCCCCACAGGGACCUUAAGGUCAGGACGAUGCUCCAAACCAGGCAAAGAUGAACUGUUCGACUUGGAGGAGAGCCACCCUCAAGUGGUUCUGACAGCAGCUAAUGGUCGUUACGUCUCUAACAGGCAAGGUGUAAGCCUCGCCGCCAAUCAAGAGGAUGAAACUGACAUGGAGACAUUUCAGAUGGAGAUCGACAGGGAAAGCAAGAUGUGCACUUUCCGCACCAGCCAAGGGUAUUACUGGGCUGUGGUGGCGCAUGGAGGCAUCCAGAGCACUGCCACAGAAAUAUCUGCAGAUACAAUGUUUUCAGUGGAAUGGCUCAGCCACAAGGUGGCAAUAAAAGCAAGCAAUGGCAAAUAUAUCUGCACCAAGAAGAACGGCCAGUUGCUUGCAGUCAGUGACGCUAUAGGUGAGGAUGAGCAGCUCACUUUGAAACUGAUCAACCGGCCAAUGCUGAUCCUGAGAGGAGCUAAUGGAUUCAUCUGCCACCACAAGAACUCCAACACGCUGGAUGCUGGGAGAUCUGUCUAUGACAUCUUCACCCUGCAGUAUAGCAAUGGAGCUUAUCAUAUUAAAGGUGUGGAUGGGCGGUACUGGUAUGUGAACAGUGGUGGGCUGGUGUGCUCAGAUGGUGAGGCUCCAGAGGACUUCACUCUGGAGCUUCUGGAGCGUGGACGCCUCGCUAUCAGGGGCAAAAAUGGCAAAUACUUACGUGGAGACCAGGGGGGCACACUCAAGGGAGAUGGACUGAGUCUUAGCAGCUCUGCUCUAUGGGAGUAUUAAGUUAUGUGGAGCUGAGAUAUGACACCCUACUCUUCAUGUCACCUCUAAUAAGUAAAAUCGUUAACACCUAUUGUUACAUCAUGUUGUCCUUUAAUUUAGCUGAAAUAGAGACUCACAUAUGCAAAUAGAAGGUGAAGAAAAAGGGAGAACUGACCAUGCAGUAUAUUCAACCAACAAAAGUAUUCACAUUUGUAGCCUCAAACAUAGAAUAGAUCAACUUUGUUUGGUGUUAUACUUUCCGAUCAUUUUCUGGUAGAUGUGAUGCAUAAGCACCAGGUCAUCUCUGAAACUAUGGAAAUAAAUACAUUCAGUCACAAGUGGGCGUAUUUUGAUGCAAACAGACUAAAUUAUUUUUGUCUUCAAUAUUAAUAAUUGCAGCUACUGACAUCCAGUUGUGUAUAGAAGUUACCAUCACUAUACAUUUAUAUGUCAAAUAUUUAGUUUAAAUUAUGCAUAUUGAUGUCCUUUAAUUAUAACAACUAACUUUAAUGUUUAUCAAAACCAGAAUCAAUGAAAAAAAAGUUUUAUCAUUUCAAUUUACAUUUGGGAAAUGAAGCUUCAGACUGAGCUUUUGCAGAACAGACGACCAUCCCUUUUAGAAAUUAGUUUCCUCACAAAGACCCAGACCUUAAACUGAGUUUAUACAUUUUAAGAGGUCGAGUGUUGUGUCUUAUUCCUAACCGGUUAUGAGCUAGAUUUUAUAUUUUGAAAUCAUCCCAGGGCCCAACUGUUUAACUUAAACCUUCCAGCUUAAUUUAAUGGGGAAGUUAAAGAAUUUCAUUCCAUCACAACUCUUUCUUUUUGCAAACCUAAUGCAUAUCAGUAGGCAGAACCAAAGUAUGACACCACCACCACCAUGCCUAACAUAAAAGGUUUCAAGUUUAAACUCCUCACCUUGACUUGUCUAUCAUUUUGCUUUUUGAACUGUGGAUGUAAGAGACUGUAAACGUUUGUUGUGCAUAAAGUUCAUAAAUUUAAAUCAGUUUUAUUCCUAGCUGGUGUCCGUUGAUGUGAAGCUCUAUCACAGGAAGACUGGUCAAAUAUUCAGACAGGAUUAGGCAAAGACCUGACAACAACUGAAACUUGCUUGUUGUGAAACUUUUGUAGAAGUAAUAGUUCAGGUGAAGGCUAAACAUGGUGCAGAGACCCCUGCAUGGAUUUUUUUUUUUUUACCUCUAUCCUGGUGUUUUGUUGUAACAAAUAAUGUUUAUUGAUUUCUCUGCCUCUCCUUUCAUCUAGUGGAAAGCCUGUAAACAUGAAUAGCUUCAGUGAAAGAAGGAAUCGUCUUCUUCUUCCCCAAACUGUCUCUAUAUUAGAUUCUGAAAAUCCUGA
Molecule: messenger RNA, 2956 nt
Organism: Cyprinodon tularosa
Lineage: Eukaryota; Metazoa; Chordata; Actinopteri; Cyprinodontiformes; Cyprinodontidae
Gene: fscn2b
Product: fascin actin-bundling protein 2b, retinal
Exons: 7
Coding region: 152-1624 (490 amino acids)
Biological process (GO): actin filament bundle assembly; establishment or maintenance of cell polarity; cell migration
Cellular component (GO): actin cytoskeleton; cytoplasm
Molecular function (GO): actin filament binding; protein-macromolecule adaptor activity
Source: RefSeq, a predicted model, not a curated record